GGCUGAGGUAGAGUGUAGCUGAGGAGGUAGCGAAGAAGGGGCCCCCAGGAAUUUCAUAAUGGCUGGCCGUAGCAGCUUGUCAAUGCCAGCCAGUGUAAGGUAGACUUAUUUCCUCACCUGUGUCAACAACCUGAAGCCCGAAAAAAAAGUUGCCACCCGAACCCAUCGACAGUGAAACCUUCAUGCGGAUCGCACGGAUUCGACAUGGCACGUCCCGAGUCGUCGGACUGGUGCACAGCAGCGGUAGCGAUAGUGCUCUUGUUGGUGAGGCUCUUGUUUUAUGCCGUUGCAUCGGAGCGUCGUCGUGAUGCCUGUUCGUGACAAACCCGGCAACUGCUACUGCCGGCAUCCAGCGACGCGGAGUGCGGAGUCAACGUAGCGUGGCAGAGUGCGGGUUCAAUAACACCGCCCGGUGAGCUUCCGUCCGUGCUGUGAUUACGUCGGCCUCUCUACCGAGGCGGCGGGCUAGACUUCUUCCAAGGCGCUUUUUUGUGUUCUCUGUAUGGCGGAAAAAAUGGAGCUUAGGAAGAGCUUGAGAAGGAAGUUCUCAGGAAACAUACGUUCACCUGUUGUAAGAAGAGACAGUCAGGCUGAAGUCGUACUCAAAGGCUGGCUUUACAAACUCGAGGGAGCUACAAUAAAACAGUGGAAGAAACGGUGGUGCAUCCUUUCAGAGUACUGCUUGUUCUAUUAUAAAGGGCCUGAAGAAGACAAGUGUUUAGGUUCCAUUCUACUGCCAAGCUACAAAAUCAGGCCAUGCACAGCGGAUGACAAGGUGUCCCUGAAGCAUUCGUUUGUAGCUGAGCACCAGAACACAAAGACAUACUAUUUUGCUGCGGAGAACAAUGCCAGCAUGUGUCAGUGGAUGAACGCCAUGUCCCUUGCGGCCCUCAUGCAAAAAGACACUGACCGCAGCCGCCAAGCACUGCCAUUACACGGGAUGCAAGCCGCAGCUAACGCUUCUCAGGGCAUUCCACCAGACUAUCAUUUCUCACCGCACGUAGCACCACAGAGGCCUGGCAUGCAACAGCCCCAGCGUCCCUCUGACGAGUCCUUCGAGGUGGAAGCCUACUCUGCGGGGGCGGCCCCGGACGGCCACUAUUUGGGCAGCGGUGAUCAGUAUCCCUGCUCCUACACUCGCAGCCCCAUUUACGACCAGCGGCCUCCACCCGCCGCCCCACGACAGCGCCCGUGCUAUCCAGUUUACGCCAAUGCACCUCCCAAGCCUCUCCGACACGGUGCAACAUCUCCAAACGUAGCCGAAGGGGGUGGCUACGAUGCCUGUAACAGCUACGAGGGCUACGACUUUUACGGGGCACAGGAACCUUUGCCCGCCUAUGCCGGCCGGCCCGUUUCGGCGCAUUACGGUGACAACGUGCCAAACUCUACAAUGAUGUCGACUCAACUGAUGAGGCCACGCUCGGCCGACUUCUUGGAGCGUGACGAUGAUGGCGAAGACAGGGAGCUGUACUUCCGCAAGAAGAGUGCGCCGGCCGUCGCAGCUAAGCCUCGCCCAAAGUCCAGCAUGGCUCAUUAUGACUGGGAAGACGAGGACGAAGCUCGCGACUGGCGGGGCCAGCAACAGCAGCAUCAACAGUGGAGGUCUCGCACCAUGGAGACCGUGCCGCAGGCUGGUGCAUUUCACGACGAGUCGCAGCUAGGAAGAAUGCCAUCAGUCAAGGCAUUAAGUGCAAGUGGAAAUUCGACUCAAAGCAAGAAGGCAGCUCACAAGGAACAGUCAAUGAAGCGACUACUGGAAUGGAAGCAACGCAUGCUGCAGUCUCCGCUUUGCAAGAAACCAGGUCAACAGCAGCAGCAGCAGCAGCAGCAGCAGCAGCAGCACCAUCAGCAGCAGCAUGUCGUGCCUUCUCCUCAAGAGCUCCAGUCGGCAGUGCUCCGCAAGACACCGAUGCCCGAGUCCGCACUGCCCCCCGAGCGUCCUCCAUUGCCCGAAGAGUACAGACGGCGAGCUUCUGAAGGCUCCAGGCCAAUGGAUGGCAUGCUGGGGGCCCACUUCUUCAACACAGAGCCACGAGGAGAACCUGUGGGUCGGGCGCAAGAAUCAUCGGCACCUUUGGGACCUGAUCUUAUUCAGCACGCAAAGAUGUCACCCACAAGGUAUCGUGACAGCCCGGAUUAUGUUAACUUACGGAACCUUCGUUGCGAUCCUGAAUUCUACCAUGACAAACAGCCCCAAAGUUACACACCGCCCAAUGUGCAAAGCCAGAAACCCCUGCGUUCCUGCCUGAGCCAGUCAGGCGGCGACAGGAGGCACUUGCCUUCACAGCACGAACAGUUGGGCACCGAUUGGAACAAGCCAUUGUCGAAAGCAGAUCAAAGCUCUACUCGUUUUCGCGAUGAAACCUCUCCUUACAGUGUCCAUCACGAUUCUCACAACCCAAGUCAGGCAUCACGUGCUUUUAGUCCAUUCGAGAAGACCUACUCCAACGAAGCACACAACAGGUCAUACAAUGAAGCACGUGAAAGGCCUUGCACUGAAGACAACCGCCCUGGCUUCUACGACACAGCUUAUGUCCAUUCUGACAGGCAGCUGAGCCCAACUAACAUUCUUGUGCAACGAGGCAACCAGAACGCUACUGCCAGUAGCCACGUAAACAGGGAGAAAAAGGUUCAGCAACUGAAUGAGUCGUUCAGUGAAGCCAGACAGACGAGUUACUCUUCAUCAGGCUCCUCAUUGCCACGGCACCAGAAUGAUGAAUCAGCUUUUCUUGAGGAAAAGAGCUUGCUGCAAGGUAGGCCACUCACGUCUCCUCAUGGUAGCACUGUUAUUAGAGACCCGAAGAGUGUUCUCAGGCAUCACAACUCACGGCUGUCAUCCGACGACCGUGUCACUGAUAGGGAUACCAGUCUUUCCAGGUCCGACCAGGGCCUGAGCAGUCCACGACCUAACGUGCCCCAAGAAAGGCUCUAUGGCAAUGCUGACAUGUGGCUUCGCAAGGACAGCCCUAGCUCAUCGCAUCCAUCGCAGCGUCCUAAAAACACCCCACAGGACGAGGAAGCAUUCUACAUCAAGAAAGAAGACUAUUACAGAGCUUCGCAAAUGUUCUAUCCCAAGCAGCCUGCUUCGAAAACACUGCUGGGUUCUGUUUCUGACAUAGAAAGCAGUGGCAGCGGUGCUGCCGAAAUGGAGACCUUUGACAGCCGUUACCGUCGAAGCUCAACCACACCAAAAAGUCCGCAGUGGGAAAUCGACAAGGACGUCGGACUCCCCGUUCCUGAUAACUUGGAUGUUUCCUUCCAGUCGACUAGCAAUAAUUCCGUCUUCGAAGCAUCGUGCGAGUGCCAAACACCGGGCGAUCAGAGCCCGGAGCUAUUCCAGGGCACUCUGCGCCCCAAUCGAACGUACGUGAGAGACAGGCAACCAUCCAAGAGUCCUAUGCACCUGUCGAAAGAUGUAGGCAUUGACACAGAAGUCAAGUGUGUUGAAGCAACCGAGGUAAAAAUUCCUGUGGGGAACUCAAGCUUCGAAGAAAUGAGAGCCGCAUACCAGAAAAAGAAGGAAGCACCGCCUGUGAACAUAGUACAGGAUAGAAUUAAGUGCUUUGAACCUAAAGACGAAACGAGUCCAAAGCAUGGCGAUAGUGUUCAAGAAAGCUGGGAAGCUGCAGAGGAAAAUCGAAUUGGAGACAGAACUGCAUCGUCAGCAGCGGGCAACAACGUAACUCCACAGGACGUUGAGUUCAGGACCAGUGCUUCCGAUGCUGCAAAAAUCGACUCUCUAUCAAAGUAUGGCAGCACAUCCAUCCUUGCAAGCCUGCAUAGAAGUGCAGAGUUGAACAGAGAGAGUGCACAGCAUGCACACGGCGACAAGCUUCGACAAGGUGAGGUGCCAAAGCCAGACACCAUGCCACUUCUCAGGCACUGUCCACAAGAGCCACCUCCUUGUUCAGUGCAGUCUAAGCCACCUGAGGCACACUACCUUCCCAUGGGCUGGCUGACAAGCGAGGCUGACUACGUUUCCAUGAAUGUUGAUCUCAGUCCUGGUUGCCCGUAUGAAGAGCCAGUUUACAAUGAGCCUGUGUUGCCAGUCACUAGCUAUGCUCAUGAUUCCUACGGAAAGUCUUCGUUGGCUUGUCAAAUCCUAAAAUCUGAAAGUUCAGGGUCGAGCAGUGGUGGUUCAGCCGAAAACAUUUACGAACAAGUCCAACAGACCUCAGAAGACUUGCAUUCAAUGCCGUACAGCAGCACUGGGAACAAUGUGCAGUCUAAACGAGAAAGUCCCCCUGUUUACGAAGAGCCAUACCGACUGGCACCUUCACAGCCUGAGACCAAGUCACCUGAGAAGCCAAAAAGUCACGAGUUGUAUAUGAAAGAUGGAUACAAGCAUCUUGUGAAGAAGGCUAUUCCAGAUUUGUUGCACCAUGAAGAGGUCAAGGACUCUGGAGCCUCAGAUGCAGAUGAUGAAGCUAGUCGGGCUGAUUUUGACACUGCCACAUCAUCUCUGCCGAGCUAUCAAAAGGAAAUUCUGAAUGAUCACGUAUCAUCACCUCUUCGAUCACUGGCACAGCCCUACUUACCUGUUUACACAUCACAUGCUACAAAAUACUCAUUCAAAAAGGAAAGAAAGCCUGAUGCUGCAACAUCAUCAGCACAAAGUACUGAUGCUUUUAAAGAACCUGAUAAACGCAGCCCAAGCCAACAUUCCAAGUUUGUGUCGUUUGCAGGAACAGCUCCAUUGACCAAUUCCAAGAUGAGCCCCGAUGCAUUUGUCAAAGUUUCCUCAUACCAGAGUGAAAACAGGCCCACUAGCAUUGGACUGCUAAAAAGCCUUGAUGGAGAGACGAGCUCCAGUGAAGCUGGUUCUAGCUUGACAAGUUCUGUGGUUAAAACGAGCAGUGUGGAUACCUCGCUGCGCAGCUCCUCAAACCAAGGUAACUUUAGCCAGGUUUCAUCGCCCCUUCUGUCCACUGCUCCUGACGUCUUGCCAUCGGAGGUUCGGUGCGUUGUCUCUGAAUCCAACUCCAACAAAGUGCUGAACAGCAGCAGCACUGGCAACAGUGCACCAUACUACUACUCCGACAUCUUUGGUGACAAGCUUGGAUCGGCUUUUGGUAGCUCGGCGGCACGGCCCGCUAGUCAGCAGUCGCGGGCGACACCUAACAUGCUCAACAAUACUCGUGACGUGACGUCCAUGUCUCCACAUUCCAAGGAUCACGUCGGUCGCAAGGUCAACAAAAUCUCAACUCCGCAAGCCGGACUCGGCGUCAGCCACACGCGCACCCUCAGCGAGCCGCAGUCGACGGCCGACUUGGAGAGCACCCUUCGUGGUCUCCUCCACCCCGCGAACACCCGCAAGUUUUCCGAUGCCGAGCGCAACAAGUACGUUGCCGGUCACACGCUCGAAAAGACGUCGCACAUGUCACGCUCUGUCCUCUGCCACAUGCGCAGUAAGCAGGCGGCUGAAGCGAGCCAGCCUAGGUCAAAGGAUUGUGUUCCUUCAGGCUGCGGUGACUCUGAAGAAGGCACGGCAUCUCGAAGCCCUGGGAAGAUGCUGCCAAGGCGCUUGUCUCGCUCUCUGGAGGACAUCAUCGACAGCUCGCCUGCGGAGCACGUGACUCGCAGCAAGACACCCCUGAUACCAUCAAGCUGUCAGGAUGAGCCCUACUACGAAAACGUUGGGUUUGGGAGUGCACGCACGCAGCCGUCACCUUCGAAAGCAGUCAGCGGUGCCAGCCCUCAAGUGUCGCCGGCAAAGCACAGCAUCUAUGAUGGUGAAGACUUGUGCAGGGAGUUUGUGGCUACCAGCAUGCUGAAUGAUCCGCUCGGGAUCUUGGGAAAAUCUGCCGAACAACUUCCCGCCGAAAGGCCGCAGAAGACAGCGGCUUGCAGUGGUGACUUUGUGCAGAUGGGUUCCUUGAGUGCCAGUCUGGGAUCUCUGAAGUUGUCAUCACCCGAGCGUCAGGAGGUGCCUUUCUAUUCCAGCCAUAGCCCCCUGGUUGAAACAGGUAAGCGCUGCUGGUCAAAUGACUUCCAGAAAUCUGCUGCUCAAAGCGAUCUGCACAGGCACAGUAUUGACAAUCUGCAUGGCCAUGGAAUGGAAGUGCAACCAAAAAACUCACCUGAAAGGGCGUCUCAGCCAACAUCUCCGUCAAGUCCAAGCCUGAGUCAUAGCAUUUCGGCUGGUGAUCUGCUAGGAAAAAGCCAUGAAGAGCUUGUCCUGCUUCUGAUCCAGCUGAGAAGAAGUCAAAGCAACCUAUUGUCGUGCCAACUUCAGUGCAAGGAAGAACUGCAUGAGCUGAAGCAAAAGCUUGUUCAGAGUGGCACACAGAGCAGUGCAGCUGAUGUUCAGCGUUUGGUGGGCCUUCAGCGGAGCCUGAACGAGUUGACAAGAAACCUGGACCUAACUCAGCCGCUCAUCAGCCUGGUCGAGAACAUGGUCAAGCUUGGCAGUCUGUACACCGUUGCUGGCAUCAGCAAGCAGAACAAAAAAAUGGAUGAGGGCGAAGACUAUCGCUACGAGGACACCUAUGCCGACACCUUGGAGGCUGAGACAUUGGAGAAGCAACAGCUGCUAAUUGAAAAGGAAAUUCUCCAUAUCCAGAACAUGCUUGCUGAAAGCACUUCGUGUGGUAGUCCACUGAAGGAUGACUUGGAGGUUGAGCUGAAAAGGCUUCAAAAGAUUGUGAAUGACCUUCUUCAGAAGAGGAGUAAAGUGUCCAUGCCCCCGAAUACCUACGUGGAGAAGGAGCCUCAGGUGAAAGCGAAGCCUCCAGAACCAAGGCAUAGCCCAACGGCAGGUGUACCAGAAAGGAAGCGGCAUCAGAAGACUUACUACGAAACUGACCUGGACUCGUCAGUGACCAGUAACCUUGCUCUGGACAGCCGGCCGACAUCCUUGUGUGACAUAGUCACUACGUCACAGAUUGCAGAACUGGAGUCCCCCAGCUUCUCGCCAGAGCCAAGCGAGGUACCCGAUGACAGGUCGUACGUGGUGCAAGACAUCAGCAAGGCCGAUGACCGCACCAAGAAGUUCUACGGGCUGCUGCCCCGAGACCGUGCGCAAGAGAUCAAGACUGUGCGCAUUGUUAAGCGCGAGUCCGAGCGCAGAAACAAGGGCAAGGACAGGCGGAAGGGCGGCCUCGACGACAACUGCCCUUGGUUGGCCGAAGAAGGAGACUCGGUCUUUCAAAAUGAGGAAGAGGAAGACGAUAUGGAAGCCAGAACUCCAGACACCUCUGCCUCAACGUUCGAAUCAUCAUAUGAAACCAAGAAGCCAGCCCAGGACAGCACAAGCUCCGAAGACAGGAGCGCGAGUUCGUCAUCGUCGGAGAGCAUGUCGAACGGCCAGCGCACACCAUUCAAGAACGAGUCUCGUCGCAACAAGCGCCGCCACUACACCAUCUCAGGCAGCCAUCCUUUCUUGGAGCAACAUUCGCCACCUAAAAUGCCCACUGGCCUGCGCUCACGAGAUGACAUGGACAUGGAGCGAUGCCUGAGGACAGUCAACACGCCAGACAUUGUACGCUCUACUAUAAAAAAGUCUGAAGUCUUCGAUGAACAGACCAUUGAUAUGCAGAUUGGCCUGCCUCAGAAGAUUCUCAUUCCUGAGCGGUACAUCGAAGUGGAGUCCGAGAAUGUGUCCGCUGUGGAGCAGCUUCGAAGAAGCCUCAAAGCGGCCAACAUUCGCAAGAUGCUGACGGAAACUGUCGGGUACGAGGACCUGGGCGCCCGGGGCUCCGUGGAAGCGUUGCGGUCCAAGGUGGGCGAGGAGAAGCGGCGCCGGGCACACCUGCUGGCCCUCAGCCACACCAUUGCCAAGGAGGUCAUGGAGCGAAGCAAGAUGGUGGCAGCGCACGUGACCUACCAGGAAAACACAUAGAAAUGUGUUUCUUUGUGACUCCCUUUGCCUUGCCUUCCUGCAUAAACACAGCACACGCACAUAUGCAGUCGCGGGAGUCGCACUCGAUUUCCACGCCCGUCCACACGCCAUCUCCGCAUCUCUCAUCGUAUCAGCUUGCAUUUAGCCAAUGUGAGGGAGGGGGUUACGGCAUUUCAGUAUUGGGGGGCUUUUUUUUUGUCCAUUAUUGCUUCGGUUUGUUUUGUUCGCCCAAUGUUAUUUUGUGCUUGCCUGUUCCUCAUUUACGUUGCAUUCUGCGUGCAACAGAUUCCCACCUCGAGAAUGUAUUAGCAAAAGGAGCAUUCAUCGCACACAUGUGUUGCUACUGCACUACUUUUUCAUUUGUGCAUCAUCCUGCCAUAAAUGUUUUCUUGCAUUGCGUCCCUCCUAUGACGUCGAUCCACCUUGAAAUGAUACUGUCUGUAGUAGUGUGGUUACAUUCCUUCCGGUAUCACUCUCCUGCUGUCUCUGUUUUGUUUCGUUUGUUAUUUUUCUCUGCAGCCUAAAUGCCAGCCCGUCUUGUUCCUUUCUCGUGUCACAUAUCCGCAUUGUGUGGUUUGGUUGCCUAUUGCGGGUGCCUUUGUCAAUGCAUUUAGAGGGAUCACAGCCUUACCCGAUGAGCAUUUUACAUUCUUGGCACACAACCCCAUUAUUUUAUUUUACUCGUUUAAUGGCUGAUGCAAGUUGAUUAUCACAGCCUUAUGUUAUCGUUAUUAUUUCUUUCUUUUAUAGCGAAUUUUAAAUCCAUGUCACCAUUCAGGUCUAAGUGCACCUACAGGUGUGCACUCGAUACGAGGUGAAACGCAGUUUAACUUUCAGUACUUUCUUUAAUGCUCAAGAACUCGAAGGUCAGACCAGAGGUGACAGAAUAAAGCCAAUUUGCUCACUGCUCAGUGUACUUAAAAUGCAGUUUCUUCCGUGUUGUUCUGUACGUUUCUUUUCAUUUCUUUUUUUCGUGUUUUUGUUUAUUGUGUUGCAGCAGCAACUUGUCAUCUGUUAUGCUUUCUUUUUUUGUUAAUCAUUACAGUUGUGCAUUUCACAUGGAGUCAUAUUUUUUUUUCAUGGCUGGUCGCUGCCUUAGUACUUAACAGGCAUUUUUAGCUACUUACUUUCCUGUACCCACAGCAUUAUACGGCAUUUUAAAGCUAACGCUUUCUGCAUGGAAUAUAUUAUGUACGCUGACGCUUUCAUUAUUGUAUUCUGAAUGGCCUGUGCCAUUUGAUGUGCAAUUGCAGAGUAGAGGGUCGUAAUUUCUUUUCCCUAGCGUACUGUGGGGCCUGUGCAAAGUUGCUAUACGUACCAAUACACUGCUCAGACAACAGCGUCACUUUUUAUAUAGAUACAUAUGUCCACGUACUUCAUGCAUGUUUUUGCAAACGAGAACGGGUGAAAAUCAGAGUGUGCUACUUAAUAAUUAAGUCCUUUGUUUUAAUCGCAUGUUUACACUUUUAUGUUUGUAGUGUUUUUUUAUGUUUGUACCAAGAGCAGCUAGGCCUUGUGCUUUUUUUUUUAUUGUUGUUUUUGCAUGUGUUCAUGACUGCAGCAGUUCGUCAACAAAUUUGGUGCAUCUUUAAAAUGUUUUGUUCCUAUUUAGGUAAGCUUCUGUCCUACAGUAAUAAUAAUCACCAUUUAAACUUAAGAACAAUUCUUUUUGUUUACCUUAGGCAGAUUAACCAUACUUCCGUAAUAAUGUGUGCCCCAUGAGCUUUAUAAGUAACAUGUUGUAUUCAAUAAGACAAUGACAUUUUUUUUCUAUAUCAAAUUAACACUAUGUUAAAUAUAAGCUUAAAAGCUAUUCAUCAGCUAUGAAGAUUUCUGUUGUACCCCCUGUACACCCAGAAAGCAGCAAAAAGCAGCAAGAUUAACGUAUAGAACGAAAAGUCAAGUAAUUGACGCAAGUGUAUACAAACAAGUUGGCCGUUGCACUAAUAUUAAAAUCGAGACAUUCAAGAAUUAAAUCAGAAUUAGUAAUAAUGUAGAGUUAAGUUACUGAUUCAUGAAACAUAACAUGGCUACUGUGAUACAGAACAUAAGUGCUUGUACAUUGGCAUAGGAGUACAUUUUCUUAUGGUGAUAAACUUGGGCAAUAUGUAUAAACAGUUCCAAGCAACAAAGAUACAUAAUCUGAAACUGCAGUGCAUAGCAACAGCUCAAGAGUAAUACGUACAGUAUGCACACCAAUGCAUUCAUUUAUAUGAAAAUGCAUGUCAGCAUUUUCAAAUGUGGACCUUUUGGAUUUGGUGGUUCUGUUUUAAAGAGGUGUGUAGGGUACGUUUUGGGUGCACUUUCAGGUACAGGCCGUUUCACACUUGGGGGAAAACUCCCAUCGUAUUGCAAUGCACUCUGAGUUACCCUUAAAUGUGAAACAGCCUGUACAUGAAACUAUUCCGAACGUCCCUUGCCCCCUUCUUUUGUUUUUAUGGUGUCUUAUAGCCUGUGGGUGGAUUUGCAACAUUUCAAACCCUAUAAUUCUAUUUUUCUGUCUACCUUUGGGACUAUGUAUUACUAAUGCAAGGAAUAUUUAAUGUCUAGAAAAUAUGCAUACGGUGGAAAAUUCUUUCCUGCCGUUUCAUCGCGGAAUUCUUUGAGGCUCUUUCAGUAAUGACUGAAACAUGAAACUUUUUCUGGAGCUUGGGAUUCCCAAAUGUUAUUUAGACUUUUUUAUUUUUAAUCUGACAGCCAUUAUUUGGUUGUAGACAGUUAAUGUCAGGUUGUCUGUGUUGCUGUUGUGAGCAGCGAUAUUCUACAGGGGCAACUAUUAUUAUUGUAGGACAGGAUGCUUCCCAGAAGGUGCAAGUCAUUUUUGAAUGAGCAGCAGCUUUUUGACUGUUUUGACAGUAAGUAUGGCAGGGAGAGCUAGGCAGCAGAACGUUUAAUGCACCUAGGAGGAAGAAAAGGGAUUAAAAUGUUAAUUGUUCUACUGAUGAUCCUCUUCACAGUAUCAUAAAACAGUAUACAAUAUUAUUCAGAAACUAUGCUCAAUGUAUAAGGUGCUUUCAUAGUUGUCCUUGGUGAAUCAGGAGAAUAAGCAACAUGCUUGUGAUGUACUGUGUACUUCUUAAAAGAUGGCCUCACAGUGUUGCUAUAGGACGCACUGCACCAUGAACUCAUGCAAGCGUGUCCCGCUAAAGUUUUGUUUUCCUGUAGCAGCACCUUCGCAAACCUUAGCUGUGUCUUCUGAGUUCUUGUUUUGUUGUCACUAAGUGUUUGCAUUUGUUUUGUGCCUUCAUUUCGCUUGUUUUAACGAGCUGUAUAUUAUUAUUUUUUUUGCUCAGGCUUGGUUGUGCUGGUUUACAAUGGCAUUUUGUAAGAAUAGGGCAGUGACAUACCAAGCAAUCGUUUCACUUUUAAUGUUAUCAUCGGUAUAAGUGAAAAGGGACGGCAUGGUACUUCUUGCGUUUGCUAAUCGUUAUUCAUAAUUUCUUGAAUGCGACUUUUUAAAUUGCAUGCUUGCUGUCUUAGGUGAAGUACAUUUUCAAAAUCACCCUCACAAGUGCAUUAGCAUUGUAAGUAUUGGGGUAUUUAUAUCAUUAUUGUGAAAUUUUAACCAUGAGACCUGCCAGUAAGUAUACAGUUAUAGAUUGCUGCCUAGAUUUGUUACUGUAGUAAUGCAAAAUUAUUGUGCCUCUCUUAGAUUUACCAAAUCCAUCCAAACACACAGAACGUAUCAGAAUAUAUAUGUGUAUAUAUUUUCACUAUGGUUACCUGUGAUAUCAGCAUUGAUUAGAUGCUCAUGUCAGUAUGCAUGUUCAUUUUGACACGCAGCUAAUGAAAUUUGAGCUUUCAAUUGCAUAUUAAGUUGCAGCACUUGUACUGGGUCCUUGUUACUUGGUUAACCCUUUGUUGGACACAACGAGGGAACAAAAGUUAUCAUGUUUAAAACAUUUUUAGUGAGCUAUUUAUCACUUCUUGAUCCCAAGAAAACAAAUCUGAAAGUCG
This is a messenger RNA of Rhipicephalus sanguineus (brown dog tick), 11797 nucleotides long. RefSeq lists its product as uncharacterized. NCBI's taxonomy places the organism in Eukaryota, Metazoa, Arthropoda, Arachnida, Ixodida, Ixodidae. The coding region runs from base 503 to 7840 and encodes 2445 amino acids. The record is from RefSeq and is a predicted model, not a curated record. The transcript is spliced from 23 exons.